Plectropomus leopardus (leopard coralgrouper) is the source of this 555-nucleotide messenger RNA. Lineage: Eukaryota; Metazoa; Chordata; Actinopteri; Perciformes; Serranidae. The record is from RefSeq and is a predicted model, not a curated record.
UGUUUCAGACGGGCAUGGUGGGCUACCCCGAGGCUCUUACCGACCCUUCCUACCACUGCCAGCUGCUGACCCUCACUUACCCUCUGGUGGGCAACUAUGGUGUGCCGCAGGACGAAGAGGGAGAGUUUGGACUGAGCAAGUGGUUUGAGUCGUCAAAGAUCCACGCUGCAGCUCUUAUUAUCGGAGAGCUGUCGGAGAGUCCCAGUCACUGGAGUUCAGUCAAAUCACUUGACCAGUGGCUCAAAGAGCAAGGUGUCCCUGGAUUACAAGGCAUUGACACCCGCUGUCUGACCAAGAAGAUCAGAGAGAAGGGCACCAUGUUGGGGAAGCUGGUUGUGGACGGGACCCCUGAGGACAGUAUUCCCUUUGACAACCCAGACCAGAGGAACCUGGUCCAGGAGGUCUCCCUGAAGGAGCCCAGAGUAUUCAACCCCAGUGGCAGUUUGCGAAUCACAGUGGUGGACUGUGGCAUCAAAUACAACCAGAUCCGCUGCCUGGCUGAGAGGGGUGCCUGUGUCACUGUUGUACCCUGGGACCACCCGUUGGACAACACAG